This is a messenger RNA of Knipowitschia caucasica, 735 nucleotides long. Lineage: Eukaryota; Metazoa; Chordata; Actinopteri; Gobiiformes; Gobiidae. The record is from the annotation of a GenBank genome assembly.
AUGGCCAGCUACAAACGGACUAUAAUCAUUUUGAUCACACUUCUCCAAUGUCAGGACUCAAUCCAAGUCCGUCACGAGUGUGUGGCUCGAGGAGAAGACGCUGCUCUCCUGUGUGAGCGUGUGGAGGCAGGACAGCAGCAGUGUGAGCAGACCUCCUGGAUGUGGGACGGAGCUCCUCAGAGUCUGGUCACAUCGGGACGAGUCGUAUCAGAGAGAGUCAACCUGACUGAAACAUGCUCUCUGCACAUGAAAGACGUGCAGCCUCAGGAUUCUGGUUUGUACACAUGCAGACAAUGGGAUCGGAAUGGACAAGCUUUCCCACAGGACUAUCCGGUCUCCCUGUCUGUGGUCACUGUGACUGAAGCCAAAGGCGAUUCAGAAACAUCCUUUCUGUGUGUAGUUACCAGAGACCGGCUCUGUACCGCAGUCCCAGUCAGAUGGUUUUUAGGUGGAACUCGUAUUGGGGACAACGAUCAGGGUCUGGUGGUGGCAGGGUCUAUCUGCUGGACCUCAGUGACGAUGCCCACUGUUUUACUCAGCAACACUCUGAAACGAGAAGACUUCACCUGUAAAGUUUCAUGUCGGGAUAAAGAGAUCCAUUUUCACCUAAAAGACAAACCAGGGAAACAGCAGAAGCCGAUGAUUCCUUCUUCUAUUCCUGCAAAGGAGGAGGCCAUCACCUACAGCUCUGUGAAAACCCCUGAGGACGACUUUGUCAACCAACAAACCAACUGA